This is a messenger RNA of Hemiscyllium ocellatum (epaulette shark), 2348 nucleotides long. RefSeq names its product serine/threonine-protein kinase 32A-like. Gene Ontology annotation, molecular function: G protein-coupled receptor kinase activity; G protein-coupled receptor binding; ATP binding. Bases 803 to 2047 code for a protein of 414 amino acids. Gene Ontology annotation, biological process: protein phosphorylation; G protein-coupled receptor signaling pathway; regulation of signal transduction. The record is from RefSeq and is a predicted model, not a curated record. The transcript has 13 exons. NCBI's taxonomy places the organism in Eukaryota, Metazoa, Chordata, Chondrichthyes, Orectolobiformes, Hemiscylliidae.
UCUGCCGAUCGCUUCUGUUUUUUUUGUCGCUCACGGUAUUAGUUGUCUGUUCGCGUCCCCGGGGGGUGGAGUGGUGCUGGAGACACGGGUGGUCUUCACAAAUGCAGGAUGCACGGUGGGUUGCAGGAGUGAGCGACUGACAGCAGGCUCGCUCUGAGAGUAACCCAGCAACUCCAAAACCGCUCAGACACCACCCUCACUUUUCACUGUCGCCUGACUGCAUCUGACAACACUGUGUAACUGGUUUCAUUUGUAAGCCCACGGUACAGGUGACUGAGGCGUACACCUUUUCCAGAGAGAUCGAUCGUUUAUGUUAAGCAAGCCCUUGGAGGACAGGCCUGAACAUUUCAGAAUUAAAGUCUAAAAUAACACCUUUUGUAGAUCUGAUUAAAGCGGUGGAAAUGACUGGUGAUUGAUGCAACGUCUGCAGUCUCUUCCUCCAAGAGGGAUUCCUAGACAAACCGGCCCCUCGACCACCGGAUUAUCUCUAUUCUUCCCCUCUCAGUGUCCGUUCAGACUGGAGGAGGCACGGAAGAGAAUCUGCAUCAAUUUUUGGCGGAAACUUUUUUCCGGAACAGAUAGUGGUGGCUGCAGGUGGAAGGGCUGGUGCUGAAGUGGUGAUCUCUCCUUCUCCCAUCCCUCUCUGCCGGUGCCUGUAAGAGCUGAGGGUGUUCAUCCAUCCACCUGUUAGUAGUCAGUUCCAGUCUGAGACUGCCCAGCACCAAGGGCUGGACCUGUGAGGCCGCAACUUCUGACCCUCUUCCGAUAAUGUAAUUUUAACCAGCGGUGUGAGCAGCUGAAGAUGGGGGGCAAUCAUUCUCACAAAACCCCGGUUUUUGAUGAGAACGAGGAUGUAAACUUUGACCAUUUCCAGAUCUUAAGAGCAAUUGGCAAAGGCAGCUUUGGGAAGGUCUGCAUUGUACAGAAGAAAGACUCAAAGAAGAUGUACGCCAUGAAGUACAUGAACAAGCAGCAGUGUGUAGAGCGGAAUGAAGUGCGGAAUGUAUUUAAAGAGUUGCAGGUUAUGCAGGGUCUGGAGCAUCCAUUUCUUGUCAAUUUAUGGUAUUCAUUUCAAGAUGAGGAAGAUAUGUUCAUGGUAGUGGACCUCCUCCUGGGCGGAGACCUUCGUUACCAUUUACAACAGAAUGUUCACUUUAAGGAGGAAACAGUGAAACAUUAUAUUUGUGAGCUGGCUCUGGCAUUGGAUUAUCUGCAGAGCAGACACAUCAUUCACAGGGACAUUAAACCUGACAACAUUCUUCUUGACGAUCAUGGACACGUGCACAUCACUGACUUCAACAUUGCAGCGUUGGUGAAGGAGGAGAAGCAGGCUACUUCCAUCGCAGGCACAAAGCCCUACAUGGCUCCAGAGAUAUUCCAUCCCUUUGUAAAUGGUUGUACUGGCUAUCUGUUUGCUGUAGAUUGGUGGUCUCUUGGGAUCACAGCCUAUGAGCUUCUCAAAGGACAGAGACCGUACGAAAUCCGUUCCAACACUUCAGUUAAUGAAGCCCUUCACAUAUUCAACUCGGUCAGCAUAAAAUACCCCUCUAGCUGGUCCAAUGGAUUGGUGUCACUGCUUCGGAAGCUGCUUACAGUUAGCUCUGCUCAACGCCUCUCCAGCCUGGCCGACAUGCAAAGUUGUCCUUACCUCGCCGAUAUCAAUUGGGAUGCUGUCUUGGAGAAGAAGCUCACUGCUGGUUUUAUUCCCAAUAAAGGACAAUUAAACUGUGACCCCACAUUUGAACUCGAGGAAAUGAUUCUGGAGUCUAAACCUCUUCACAAGAAGAAAAAGCGUCUGGCAAAAAAGUUGAAGGAAAACAGAAAAGACAACGCAUCACUGAAUGGACAUCUUCAGCAACAUCUAGAUGCAGUGCAGAAGGAAUUUAUUGUUUUUAACAGAGAAAGGCUCAAUCAAAAUCCAGGUCAAGCACAGCAAAACUGCACAGCCGACAAAGAGGAGCACCAGAAAGAAGAAGAUGAUGGCAAAAACAACAAUGUGAUCAAGACAACGCACACGCAGCCAUACCUAAAGCAGCUCAAUUGCUGAGAAGGACCUGACUCUACCCAACUGCCCCAUGCCUUAACCUCCCAAGAUGUUAUUGCCACUGACGGCUACAAUCAGCAGCAAUCACAUGAGAUCUCACCAUCAGUACCUGUGAAUAUGUGUCUCUGGGAAAUGCAGUAGAACAGUUUGUUUUCUAUGCUCCAGGUUUACACUUGAAUCUUUCUCUGGAUAAUACAGUUAUUAAGUAUGAAAAAUGCAGUUUUAAAACAUGAAUUAAAGACUAACAUGUUAUGAAGCUUUUCAAAACUUAUGUAGCACUUUUUAACCAAAAUAAAUAAUCUAA